AUGGUCGAUCGAAUAACUUCAUUAUGCCUGUCAGACGAAGAUGAUACUCCUGGGCAAAUCGAUCAAUUCUUCGAACAUGGUUUCACAUUUCAUCAAUUUAUUAAUUUACGAUCACUUUACUUAUAUGAUAUUCGGUCUGAAACAAUGAUGGAUAAAGUUAUACUUGAUUUACCACAUUUGUCGAGUCUGACCCAUCUUAUCUUCGGACAAUGUUAUUUUCCAUUGAGAUCAAAUUAUGAAAAAGCUGUCUCUUUUGCAAAUUGUAUUUGGAGUUUACCUAAACUUAGCUACUGUUGUAUUAAAGUAGACUAUAAAUAUCGACAAACUCAUCAUUUUACGGACAGAUGCCGUCGUGAUAAUGGUAUUUUUAUUGCUCCAACAGUGACUUCAUCAACACUUGAAUAUUUGUCGCUUAUAGGUAUGAAACAAUGUGACAUUAUAAUGGAUCAGUUAUUCACACAUACACCAUAUCUUCGACGUAUUUUAGCUGAUAAUUGUUUGAAUAUAAAUAUGAAUUCAUUGUCGAAUUUAUUAUCAAUGACUACUUUAAAUAUAUCACUAUUAAGUUUUCAAUAUUGGGAUAGUUUCUUUAAUUUUUUACGAAAGAUGCCUAACCUACGUCAUUUAAAAAUAGAAUUCUGUUCAGUUUAUUCGUAUGUGAAUGGGCAAAGAUGGGAACAAAUAAUUCUUAAUUAUUUACCAAAACUUGAGCGACUGCAAUUUAAAAUGUUAGUUUCCUUAAAUAACGAUCUGGAAGAAGAAGAAGAAGAAGAAGAACAAAUUGACAGAAUACUUGAUAAAUUUCGAAGUCAAUUUUGGCUAGUGGAACAUCAUUGGUUUGUUCAAUGUGAUUGGAACUUACAUAGAGAAUGUGCUAUUCUCUAUACUUUACCAUAUGCGUUUGAUAGUUUUCGUUUUUAUUCGCCUAUACAGUCAAAAUCAACCUCACCAUAUGAUAAUGACUUACGAUCAUAUGAUAAUGUGCAUAGUUUGAUAUAUAAACCUCGUUUAUUCAAUAUGUCAUCUUCAUCUCAUAUUCAAUUUUUUAACAUUCAACAUCUUUCAAUUGAAUUUCCAAUCAAUGCUCAUUUUUUGUCUAUUAUUCCACGAUUCGAUCAUUUGAUUUCACUUGAUGCACUAUCAAAUAAUUAUGAUGAACACUGUCAACAUCAACUACAAGAUUUACUUGAUAGAGCUCCUCGUCUAUCUUCAAUACGUCUUGGUUGGAAAACUUUGACAAGUUCUCUAGUUCAACUUUUUGCAAGUCGAAAUUGGUCAGUAUAUCAACUUGAAUUAUUAUGCUAUGGUCGAUCUUUAAAUAGACAACAAUGCAUUAUGAUAAGUAAUAUAAUACCUAGUAUUCAUUGUAAAGUACUGAAUCUUAUGAUUGCUAAUCGAACAUGUAUACUUGAGUUUAUUAAUACAAUGAAUCAUCUUCGUGCAUUGAAUAUUCGAUGUCAAAAUGAUGAAUCUAGUCGAUCAGCACAAUCGACACAAGAUGAACUCUGUACAUGGUUGCAACAACAGAUUUCAUCCACAUUUUCCACUACGAAAAUAACUCGACGAGAUACUAUUGUUCGAAUGUGGAUUCAUUAA
Rotaria sp. Silwood1 is the source of this 1596-nucleotide messenger RNA. Lineage: Eukaryota; Metazoa; Rotifera; Eurotatoria; Philodinida; Philodinidae. The record is from the annotation of a GenBank genome assembly.